CAAGUCAGCCACACACAGCCCAGACGCCGACGUCACGAUGCUACGUUGGCCGGAAGUAACGACGUUGCUAAAGCAUCAAGCUCACCAGCGACCAAAACAAACGAAAAGCCCGCGAUAUUAUGACGACUCUUUAUUUUCGGUGACUAUGGUAGCCCACUCACGAAGUAUCCACACUUCACCGAACCUAUCGGAAUUCCCGCCUGUCGGCGAGCUCGGGACUAACGCUCCUCCACAGCAACUUUAGCUAGCUAGCUGUGUUGUUGCCGUGUGUCAACAAACCGAGUCUUGCUCAAACUGUUUUGUUGUCACGUCAGGCGAUCGCUCAGAGUGACAAUGCAGAGCAAGUUGAAUCGGCCGUGAUUUGCUGGUUGAUUUCUUUUGACAUCCGCGCCACAACUUUGGAAGUAGCUUUGUGGUCAAGAUGAGUUGGUUCAACGCAUCUCACCUGUCCACUUUCGCCAAACAAGCGCUAACGACGGCCCAGAAAUCAAUCGAUCGUGUCCUGGACAUUAAAGAAGAGAGCCAAUGGAGUGACACAACCCUAAUGCCUUAUGAAGAUGUGACAUUGCCUGAAAAGUUGUCAUUAAGCGGUGGGUGGGGGAUCACCCAGUGGGAAGCGCCACCUGAAGAAAAGGUUUCAGCUCCAGCUCCGUCUGUGGCCAUAACUACACCGGUCACCCGCACGGUUGUGGAUGAAUCCGAAAACUUUUUCAGUGCCUUCCUGCCACCUGGAGAUGGUCAGUGCAUCACCACAUCCCAGGUAGUGUCCGUAGCCCCCGCUAAAUCUCAGAAGCAGCCACGGGCGAAAGAAAAGAAUCGCAAAAAUUCCGCGAUGAAGGAAGAAGUGGAGACCCAAAAGAUGGCGCCUGCUGAUUCGGAUCGCCAACAUCAGACAGGUGACGAUGGCCAACUGGUGGCGCUGGACUGCUCGCACCAGGACACGAUUCUUCCCCAGCCGGUUUCUCCGAGUGAAAACUGUGGUGACCUUACUUGCAGCCCAGAUGACACCAAGACCAAUACCACCAGAGGGAAUCCUGACUCUGUCACCAAUCUUUCUGGUGACUCCAACGCAGAGUGGCCACAGAUCCAAACGGAGUACCCUGUUGGGGGCAACCCCUCAGCUUCUUCUGAACCUGCUGCAGUUUCUUCCCAAUCCAAAGACGCAAGGAAUUCCGAUCCGCCAGCCUCCCAAUCCUCCAAGGAUGUACAUUUAGAACAGAAGGAUUUAAAAACGGAAGACCGCCAGAGCGACACCCCCUCCCCUCCUGUUAGUGCCUUCUCUUCAGGAACAUCCACCACCAGCGACAUUGAAGUCCUGGACCAUGAGAGCGUACUGAGUGAGAGCUCAGCCAGCUCCAGACAAGAGACGGGAGAAGGAAAGUCCAGCCUUCAUUUGAUGCAUGGCUCGUUCCAACUUCUUUCCACCUCCGCUUGCGGAGAUUUCCCUCGCCUGGAAGACUAUCCCAAGCUCACCGAGAGUUGCGGUUCCUCCUCGGAUGCGUUUGAGCGCAUCGAUUCAUUCAGUGUCCAAUCGCUGGACAGUCGCAGCGUCAGUGAGAUCAACUCGGACGAUGAGAUCCCCGGCAAUCGGACUCUGGCUUCCGUGACUUCGGCCGCGACGCUUUCGGCGGAUGCUCCGUCGGACCGGAGUGAGAAGCAAGGAGGCGGACUGGCGGAGAGUACGAGCGAGCUCCAAGAAGAGAAGGAAGAGUAUUUGACUGGAAGUUUGAGGAAGCAGUCUGUGGACGAGAUGGAGGAGAGCGGACGCAGCGUGACGCCGGUGAAUUGCGAACAACCCGAACAGCUGGCGGAGAUUGAACACGAUUCGGGGGCGGAUGUCGCACAGUCCGAUCUCAGCUACGGGGCAAUCGAAGAGCUCCUUACACCAAUCGCCGAGGAGACGAAAGGUGUCUCAACAAUUCAGGUUUUGGAGCUUCAAAAGGUUAUCAAUGAGCUGUCGAGCCGCCUUGAAAAGAGAGAAGCUCAGCUGCUGGCGGUCAGCAAGGACAAGGCUGGACUGGAAGAACAGUGUGACAAUCUUCGAGAUGACGUUCUCACGCUGAAGGAGGAGAGCACCGCGAUUCAGUCCUUAAAAGAUGAAUUUACGCAGCGCAUUGCAGAUACUGAGAGGAAAGCGCAGCUGGCUUGCAAAGAGAGAGAUAUAGCCAAGAAGGAAAUCAAGGGCCUGCGAGAGGAGCUUGCCUCCAGGCUCCACUCCAGCGUUUCGUUGGAGCUCAUCAAAGAGAAGGAGGAACAGAUCAGAGGCCUGCUGGAAGAGGGUGAAAAGUUGUCCAAGCAACAGCUUCAGCACAGCAACAUCAUCAAGAAACUGCGCGCGAAGGAGAAGGACAGUGAGGCAAGACUGGCCAAGCAGCAGAGGAAAAUGAAGGACCUGGAGGAGGAGCUCGGGCAGCUGCGGCAGGUUUUGGAGGCGAAGGAAGAAGUGGAGAAACAGCAUCGAGACAACAUCAAGAAGCUGAACUCUGCCGUCGAGCGUCAGGAAAAGGAGCAGAGCAGGCUGCAGACGGACUCGGAGGAGCUGCUGGAGAAGAACAGGAGUCUCCAGGCGGCUCUGGAUAACGCUUACAAGGAGCUCGCAGAACUUCACAAAACUCACGCCAGCAGGGCCAGUGAGGCGGAAGAGGCGGCGCUGAGUCGGGAGAUGAAGGCCAAGGAGCUGCAAAGCCUGGCCCUGGAGAAGGCCCAGGAGGAGGCCCGCACGCAGCGGGAGCUUCUGGCCAAUCAGGUGGGCGACCUGAGAUUGGCGCUUCAGAGGGCGGAGCAACAGCAGGCGAGGAAAGAAGAUUAUUUGAGGGACGAGAUCAGCGAAUUGCAACAGAGGCUCCAGGAGGCGGAGUCGAGGAACCAGGAGCUCAGCGAAAGCGUGACUUCAGCAACGAGGCCCCUGCUGCGUCAAAUUGAGAACCUGCAGGCUUCGUUGGGUGGACAAACGGCAUCCUGGGAAAAGCUGGAACAGAGCAUCUCCGAUAGGCUCGUCGAAGCCCAGGCGCAACUCGCCGCCGCGGUGGAGAAGGAACGCGCGGCCACAGAAGACUCGCUCUCCGUUAAGUGCCAGUUGGCCUCGCUGGAGUCCCAGAAUUCGCUUCUUCGCCAGGAGAAGGUUCGUCUCCUGGCACUGGUGGAGGCUGAGAAGAGCAGAAGAGAGAAAUUGGAAGAUGAAAGCAGCAGGGAGCAUAUCGAGUUGGAAAAUCUGCGAGGACAACACAGCCGCGUGCUUGAAGAGGCCAAGAAAGAAAAGCUGCUGCUCACCAAUCAACUCGAGAUGGAGAAAAUGAAGGUGGAACAGGAGAAGAAAAAACACUACUUGGCGCAAGAGGCACUCAAGGAAAAGGCGCAGAGGAGCAUAAGCCACGACCCCCCGGCUUCUUCCACGCCCUCGCCGUCCCGCUCCGGCUCCACAAGUGGGGCUGACGUCGCCGCUUUGCACUGCUCGAUCUUGUCACAGGAGGAUUCUUCAGACCAGACGAUGGCGGGUGGGACCAUGUCCGUGUCAAUGAGCGGCACCAACUUGUACGAAGCGGCACGCCUGUCCGGUGGCUCCAGCGUGGUCGAGAAUAUGCAGUCUCAACUCAAACUGAGGGAAGGGGAGAUAGCCCAGUUGCAGCUUGAGAUUUCUAGUCUGGAGAGGAGCCGUUCUGUGAUGGCCGAGGAGCUGGUCCGACUCACCAAUUUAAACGAAGACAUGCAGGAGCAGCUUACGGAGAUCUCCAAGUUGAGGAUUCAACUCAAGGAUUUGGAGCAGAGGCACAACACCAUCUUGCAGAUGUAUGGAGAAAAAGCUGAAGAGGCAGAGGAGCUCAGGCUGGACCUUGAAGAUGUCAAGAGCAUGUUCAAAACCCAAAUUGAUGAACUGCUGAAGAACCAGAAAUAAGUCGGCUGCGCUUUGAUUGCACGUUGGGUAUUCACAAGGUCUGACUCCACCAGAAUCGUUCGUCUCGAUCACAAAUCAUUUGAUUUGAGUUGACGAGACGCGAUUCCGUCAGAUUUGUGGGUGAAUUUGCCUUGCGGACUUGAAACGGGACCCAAUCAGCACGAAGGAUACACCGAUUGCUCAGUUGAGGAAAAAAAAAACUAAUCACACGAACAUACUGAAGCUCCCAGGCAAAAGCGUAGAGGUCACACAAAGGUGCGAGGAGUUCCAAAAUACUGAAUGGGCUCAAGAUCUUAUCCCAGUUGAGCAACUGUUUAUCGAGCCAACUCCUGACACCAUAAUCAGGGAAAUCUUUUGGGGAAACGAUGCCCUUCAUCUGCCUGUCUGUCGGUUUUUGCUCCAUUUUCUGCUGCGGACCAGCUCACGGCGGCCCAAGACACACUUUACCGUACAGUGUAUUUUGCCCCUCCCCCUUUUAAGUUCGCCAUCCACGUUUUGCUUCUCUUGAAUCUAUCUUUGCGGUGGCAUUUGGAUGCUAAAGGUUUAUGCACUGCACAGUUUCUUCCACGUUUUCUUGUCUUCGAUAUUAAAAGAUGUACAUUACAUAGAAA
This is a messenger RNA of Hippocampus zosterae (dwarf seahorse), 4503 nucleotides long. It is a transcript of the gene tmf1, whose product is annotated as TATA element modulatory factor 1. The transcript is spliced from 17 exons. The coding region runs from base 422 to 3892 and encodes 1156 amino acids. NCBI's taxonomy places the organism in Eukaryota, Metazoa, Chordata, Actinopteri, Syngnathiformes, Syngnathidae. The record is from RefSeq and is a predicted model, not a curated record. Gene Ontology annotation, cellular component: Golgi apparatus; endoplasmic reticulum.